CUUCUUCCUCUCCUUCUUCUUCUCUGUCCGUAUGAAACCACACGAGAAUACAUUUUAUCUUUUUCUUUUCUUCGCACUCUCACCAUUGAAACCGUACUUCCCUCUAUCCUUCUUACAUCGUCUCAGCCUUCUGUAAGUUCUCUCUUUCAAUCUUUCGCUUCUUGUAUUAUUUCUCAUGUGGAUUCAUCAUUCAUCUUUAUUUUACUUUCAUCUCUCUCUUUCUCUCUAAAUGUUGGGUUUGACUGGGAAUAUGCGGUUCUCUUUACCCUAUCACACAUUUCCUUUAUACACAAUUCCUAAUUGAAAUUUGAUGAUUUAGGUCUACCCAUCACCACUGAAACCUGAAAAAUGUCUCUUGUAAUCCCCUCAUCCUCUGCAGUCCCUUUGCAUUUUUCUAAAUUGGAGAUUAACAGUUUGAGUUCCUACCAAAAAUUUGCCUCUAAUUUCUUCAUCCCUUUUCAUCAUGAAGUGGGAUUCUGUUGCAAACCAAGGCAUUUCGGGCUCCACGUCAGAAAUGAACCGAAUGUUCUUCAUAAGUAUACAGUUAGGUCUAAGGGGUUUGAUUUUGAGUCGAUUGACAAUGAGACCUUGGGUUUUGACGACGAUGAUGUUGAAGAUAUGGGGUCGCCUUGGGAAGGUGCUGUUGUAUACAAGAGAAAUGCCUCUAUUUUACAUUUGGAAUAUUGCACUACCUUGGAGAGAUUAGGUCUAGCAAAGCUUUCGACCGAUCUCUCAAAAACUAGAGCUGCUGCAAUGGGAUUGCGUGUUACCAAAGCUGUGAAAGACUUUCCAAAUGGCACUCCUGUUCAGAUAUCUGUAGAUGUGACCAGGAAGAAGAAAAAAUUGAAGCUUGAUGGGAUUAUAAAAACUGUCAUCACUCUUCUUUGCAAUAGGUGUUGCAUGCCAUCUGCUGAGAGCAUAUUCUCGGAGUUCUCUCUUUUACUCACUGACGAACCCAUUGAAGAGCCAGAGACUAUUGAUAUGGGCGUUAUUUUUGGGGAAGAGAAACUUACAAACGGUGGUAAGGAUGACGAAGACGAUGCACUUAUUGAUUUGGAGGACCAACUAUAUUUUCCUUCACUAGAUAAUCAAAUUGACAUUUCAAAGAACAUAAGGGACAGGGUGCAUCUUGAGAUUACCAUGAAUUCAGUAUGUGAUCCUGGGUGCAAAGGCAUGUGCUUGAAAUGUGGUCAAAACUUUAACACUGGCAACUGCUCUUGUAGCAAGGAGGAAGUGAAAGAAAAAAGCUAUGGCCCGCUUGGAGAUUUAAAAGAGAAGAUGCAGUUGUAACAUUUAUGAAGUUCACGCAGUAUUCGCUAAAAUUUCUGUAUCAUUAUGUGUAGAAGUUCUGAUCUUAAUGGAUUUUUUAUGUUGACAUUCUUAAGACCCUACCAAGGGCUCUUGGAUCCAUGGCCAUACAGGGCAUGGAUGAUAGAUUUUAUAGAUAUAUCCAUGGUGCAUUUUCUAGUA
Molecule: messenger RNA, 1470 nt
Organism: Vigna angularis (adzuki bean)
Lineage: Eukaryota; Viridiplantae; Streptophyta; Magnoliopsida; Fabales; Fabaceae
Product: large ribosomal RNA subunit accumulation protein YCED homolog 1, chloroplastic
Exons: 2
Coding region: 349-1290 (313 amino acids)
Source: RefSeq, a predicted model, not a curated record